This is a messenger RNA of Drosophila serrata, 1529 nucleotides long. RefSeq lists its product as uncharacterized. NCBI's taxonomy places the organism in Eukaryota, Metazoa, Arthropoda, Insecta, Diptera, Drosophilidae. The record is from RefSeq and is a predicted model, not a curated record.
CUUCAGCAGAGACACGAAAAUUGCCGGUAAAGUGUGCGAAUAAACAAAUAGCGAAUAUAAUUAUUUGUGUACCAGAAAAACCCAAAGAGAAGAAAUAAAAAAGUGCAAGCAAACGGAAAGGUGUUUUUCCAGUGAAAAGUGUGAAACGCAAACAAACUUUGUAAUUGAUGAAUUAAUAAAUUAGAAGCCAAGGCAUAAGGCGGACUAUUUUUUAAUGGAAGCCUCCAGAGCCGCAAUAAUAAUAACAAGCCCGGGGGAAGCAGGAAAAGCAGCAGCAGCAGCAGCCUCGACAUCAUCAUGAUCGCCACCAUGUUGUCAACGUAAUGAAAACGAGACCCAAAAGCUUGUUGUGCCAUUGCUGAGCGGAAAAACCAACCGAAAAAGAAAAAAUAUUAUAAAAUUGGGAACAUAAAAUGAAGUCUGUUAUCCUAUAUCCAUAUGGACCGCUAACCGGCGGCACACGUUGCUGUCGCAUGUUGCAUGCCAAAAAUUUGGCCAUAACAAGUGCAAUUUACACAAUUAAUAUAUCGCUUUUAAUCGUCCUGAUAUACUCUUGGCGCAUCAAUGUCAAUAUGCACAAGUCGGCCGACCUGCAGGAUGUCUACUACGGUGUACAAAUAGCGUAUUUUGCCAUAAUCGGCACACAAAUGUCCAUGAUAUUGCUGAGCAUUGUGUUAAUAUUUGGAAUUUGUCGGGAGAACCCCGGUUUAAUUGUACCCUGGAUAAUUGGCUAUAUAACAUUUAUGGCCCUGGAAGCUGUCGCCAUGGUUUACUCUAAUGUUUUGCGAGAUCAUGUUAAUAAGCAAUUUGAUGCCAUGUGCAAGGCAGAGGUGGCUUUCUUUAUCGCAAGAGCUUUAAUAAUGUAAGUGCUAGCCAUGUGGGGAGUCCUCCGCUUCUACAAUUUGGUACGUUCCGGCAUUACAUGGCGCGGCCCAGAGGCCAAAACCGCCAUUUUUGCGCCCAUGUACAAGAGUGUUAGUGGCCACAAGCCGCACACAUACACCUACAGCAAGAGGUCAAGGCGUCGUCAUAGCAUCGAUUCCACUUCCGGCGGAUGCUGCGCCAUCUUCGACUUUGACUUUGAGUACGAUGAUGAUAACGAUGAUGAUGACGACGAUGAGGCUGCCUUCGGCGAUGGUUUGGACACGGAGGACGAAGUGGGUUACGAUUAUGAUGACUACUAUGAUUAUUACGAUGAUGACGAGCUGACGGAGCAGCAGCAGCUGGGAGCGCAGCAGGAUGAUGCUGAUUGCAGCAUGUUGGGAGCGCCAAAGACGAGGUCCCGGCCAAAGCCCCGAUCGGCGGUGGUCAAGGUCAAGGGUCAGCGUGGUAGUGGUCGCAGUGGCCGUCAUAAUAACAAUAUCCGGAGCGUGCUGAUCAAUAAGCGUCACAAUAAAUACAAAAUCGCAAGGCCCCAGACCCAAUUGGAGGUUAUCAAUGAGUCGGAGAGGAGUGCGGGGAGUGGCAGCGAUGAGAACGAUUCACUUUUGGUGGCCUAUGACAGCAGUUCGUCGCUAGCGUCGGUUUGA